Molecule: messenger RNA, 2358 nt
Organism: Galeopterus variegatus (Sunda flying lemur)
Lineage: Eukaryota; Metazoa; Chordata; Mammalia; Dermoptera; Cynocephalidae
Product: cTAGE family member 5-like
Biological process (GO): endoplasmic reticulum to Golgi vesicle-mediated transport; protein secretion; vesicle cargo loading
Cellular component (GO): endoplasmic reticulum membrane; endoplasmic reticulum exit site
Source: RefSeq, a predicted model, not a curated record
AUGGAGGUGCCCAGGGCUGCCCCUCAGCCAUACUUGGGGCUGGUCCUGGGAAAGCUGUGCAGGACGUUGGCAGCAGCGCCUGAAGAUCUGAGACCGGGCCCUGCUUUUCCGUGGGAAUUGGUGAUAUGUGCGGCUCUUACUGGGUUUUUUCUUCUCUUGUUUUUGUGGAGAAGUGUUCCAUUGGUUAGAAGCUGGCUUUAUGUAGGAAGAGAGAAAAAGCUUGCUGAAGAGCUUUCUGGACUAAUUGAAGAAAAAUGUAAACUACUUGAAAAAUUGAGCUUUGUUCAAGAUUAGUAUGAAGGCUUAGAGUCAGCUUUGAAGGAUGCCAGCUUUGAGAAGGAGUCAACAGAAUCACAAAGUUUGGAGGCAACCUAUGAAAAGGUGAACAGGUCCAAAUCUAAACUUGAGGAUGAAAUCGUCUUUCUAGCAAGAGAAUUAAAAGAACAGAAACCUAAACAUUCAGAGCAAGAUGAAUUGAUGGCACAUAUUUCAAAAAGGAUACAGUCCCUAGAAGAUGAAUCCAAAUCCAUCAAGUCACAAGUAGCUGAAGCCAAACUAAUCUGCAAAAUAUUUCAAAUGAAUGAAGAACGUCUGAAGGUGGCAAUAAAAGAUACGUUGAAUGAAAAUUCCCAACUUCAGGAAAGCCAGAAACAGCUUUCACAAGAAGCGGAAUUAUUGAAAGAACAAAUGAGUGAACUUAAUAAACAGAAAAUAACAUCUGAAGGCUCCAAAGUACAGGCAGAACAAGUUCUAAGUGAGAAAGACAAUCACAUCAAGUCUCUGACUGAACGCUUGCUCAAGAUGAGAGACUGGGCUGCUGUGCUUGGACAAGACAUGACGGAUGAUGACUUGGAAUUGGAGGUGAAGAGUGAAUCAAAUGGUGCUCACUUAGAUGAUCAGCCAAAAGGAGCUUUGAAGAAACUGAGUCACGCUGCUCAGUUCAAGGCUUCUUUAAAAACUCUAGAAGAAGAAAGAAACCAAAUUUACACUCAGUUGUCUGAAGUAGAUGAAACAAAGGAAGAGCUUAUAGAGUGUAUUACAAAUCUCCAGACUGAACAAGCAUCUUUACAAUCAGAAAACACACAUUUGGAAAGUGAAAAUCAGAAGCUUCAGCAGAAACUUAAAGUAAUGACUGAACUGUAUCAAGAAAAUGGAGUGAAACUCCACAGGAAAUUAAUAGUAGAGGAAAAAGACCUGUUAGAGAAGGAGGAGAAACUUUCCAAAGUGGAAGACAAGAUCAGCCAUGCAGCUGAAGAACUGGAGACCUAUAGAAGGCGAGCCAAAGUUGUGGAAGAAGAAUUGGAGAGAAGCAUUCGUUUUUACCAAGGGCAGAUGACUUCCUAUGAGAAAAAAGCGCAUGAUAAUUGGGUGGCAGCUGAGACUGCUGAAAGACACCUCAGGUAUUUAAGGAAAGUAAAUGUUUCCAAGAGGCAAAAAUUAGCUGAAAAAGAGUUUAAAUUUGAACUUUUCAAAAAAGAUCCUUAUGCACUUGAUGUUCCAAAUACAGCAUUUGGCGGAGAGCAUUCCCCAUAUGGUCCCUCACCACUGGGUCGACCUUCAUCCGAAACGAGAGCGUUUCUCCCUCCACUCAGACUCUCACCUUUGACUCCAGGACGAGGAGGAGGAAGAGGCUCAAGAGGCCCAGAGAAUACUCUGGACCAUCAGAUGACCAAUGAAAGAGGAGAAUCUGGCUGUGAUAGGUUACCUGAUUCUCAGGGAGCACCUUCUGGAUUCCUGUCACCUCCAUGGGAACAGCACUUGAGGAUGAUGAUCUCUCCACCAGGCCAACCAUGUUCUGAUCCAGCUCUUCUUCCACAAAGGCAAGACAGAUUUUAUUCUACUCCCGGUAGACCGUCUGGACCAGCAGCACUUAGAAGUUGUAGUAUGCCUUCUUUGGAUAAAGUAGAUGAGCCGAAGUCUUCACAAACGGAAUCCAGUAGAAAUGAUACCAAAGACGACCUUGGUAAUGUAAAUGUGCCUAAUUCAUCUGUGCCUGCUGAAAGUGAAGCACCUGGCCCUGGCUUUGUUCCUCCACCUUUUCCUGCAAUCAGAGGUCCAGUGUUUCCAGUGGAUAUGAGGGGUCCAUUCAUGAGAAGAGAACCUCCUUUUCCUCCACCUCCUGCAGGAAGCAUGUAUGGAGCUCCCCGCAAUUAUUUUCUACCAAGGGUUUUCCCUCCACCACCUCCAUUUGCAGCCAGAAAUGUCUAUUCACUGAGGGGCUUUCCUCCUUAUGUUCCUCUAAGAGCUGGAUUUGAACCUCCACCCCCACAUUCUGAAAGUAGGGGUGAGUUCCCUUUAGGGUUGAUUCCGCCCUCAAGUGAGCCUGCUCCUGGUCCAGAACCACAGCAAGAAACCUGA